AGCCGCCCGGCGGCCCGCGUAGCCCGCGCAGCCCUCACUCGCCGCCGCGCCUCGGAGUUUGAGCCCCGCGCAACCCGAGCGCAGGCACGCCCGGGGCGCGGGGUCGGAGCGCGCAGCGCGGCGCCGCCCCCCGGCCCUCGGCCCCCCAGCCCCUGGAGCCCCCGGAGCCGCGCGCCGAGGGAGGAGGGCGGGCGGGCGCGGCGGGCCGGGCCGGCGGGCGGCGGACUAUGAGGCGCCCACCAUGGUGCGAUGCGACCGCGGGCUGCAGAUGCUGCUGACCACGGCUGGAGCCUUCGCCGCCUUCUCGCUCAUGGCCAUCGCCAUCGGCACUGACUACUGGCUGUACUCCAGCGCGCACAUCUGCAACGGCACCAACCUGACCAUGGACGACGGGCCCCCGCCCCGCCGCGCCCGCGGCGACCUCACCCAUUCGGGACUGUGGCGGGUGUGUUGCAUCGAAGGCAUCUACAAGGGGCACUGCUUCCGGAUCAACCACUUCCCAGAGGACAACGAUUAUGACCACGACAGCUCCGAGUACCUCCUCCGCAUUGUGCGAGCCUCCAGUGUCUUCCCCAUCCUCAGCACCAUUCUGCUCCUGCUUGGAGGGCUCUGCAUCGGCGCUGGGAGGAUCUACAGCCGCAAGAACAACAUUGUCCUCAGUGCAGGAAUCCUCUUUGUGGCUGCAGGCCUCAGUAAUAUCAUCGGCAUCAUCGUCUACAUUUCCAGCAACACGGGCGACCCCAGUGACAAGCGUGACGAAGACAAGAAGAACCAUUACAACUACGGCUGGUCUUUUUACUUUGGAGCCCUGUCGUUUAUUGUGGCGGAGACCGUGGGCGUUCUGGCUGUAAACAUUUACAUUGAGAAAAACAAAGAGUUGAGGUUUAAGACCAAGCGGGAGUUCCUCAAGGCCUCUUCCUCCUCUCCUUACUCCAGGAUGCCGAGUUACAGGUACCGGCGACGGCGCUCCAGGUCCAGUUCGAGGUCCACUGAGGCCUCACCCUCUAGAGAUGCCUCUCCUGUGGGCCUGAAGAUCACGGGGGCCAUUCCCAUGGGUGAGCUGUCCAUGUACACGCUGUCCAGAGAACCCCUCAAGGUGACCACAGCUGCCAGCUACAGUCCGGAUCAGGAUGCUGGCUUCCUACAGAUGCAUGACUUCUUCCAACAGGACCUAAAGGAGGGUUUCCACGUCAGCAUGCUGAACCGGCGGACGACUCCCGUGUGACCUACCCGCCCCUCUCCGCACAGGCCUCUCCCAAGGUGGCUGUUUGUGAAACACAGAACAGGGUGACCCUUAAGAUUAUAGACAGUGAACUGGAGCUGAGCGCAGUCCUCCCUGGCCUCCAGAAGAUGCCAUGGGCUUGCUCAGAGUGAAGGAAGUUAGGAGAUUGGAGUCAGGGAUAAGGUAGAAACCGAAGGCGGACUCUCUGCUGCCCUCUGUGAUCUUGGAACUUCUCAGGAGGCCUAAGAAUUUCCCAGAAGCUGCAUCAGCCUGCCUCUUGGGAACCAGGAAACCAGUCAUGCCAGAUGCCAAACGCAUCCCCCUUCACCGGGCACCGGGCCACAGGAAGGCUUCUUCUAGAUACUGGGACCUCUGGUUUCCCAUCGUCUGUUUCCUACCCAGAAGUUCCUGUGUCCUGGAGCCCCGGAGUGAGCCUAAGCUCAUUCCAUUCCCUUCUGUGUCUCCCUCAGCCUCUCCCUGUCUGGCACCCUAGCGGAUCUGGUGGUUGUAAAUAUCACCCAUCCUGAAGAGAAAGCUCUAUGGCUAACUGGUGCUUCGGCCUUGAGCUGUCCUGCGGCCGGCUUCUCUCCACCUCAGGAGACCAGGAGUCCAGGGCAAAUUCAGAGGCUCUGCUGGCUUUUCCUACCUGCUUCUGGAAGUCUCUGCUGAGCUCAGAAUAUACAGGACAUACUGACUCAUCUUGGUGGUCUGGAGGAUUUCGUGGAUCUGAGGGAAGGUGGAUAUGUGGCCUUCGGCUCUGUCCCUCCACACUGGCCUGAGGAACCAUUCUGUCGCCUGAGCAGCAGAGGGCCCUGCUGGGUCAGGCCAUGCCCCCACCUCCAAACUGGUGUUCUGAAACAGAUGUGCAAGCUUGAGAAAGGGGAACCUGAGAGUGGGCAGAGACCAAAAAGAAGAAAGAAAGAGCAUCCAUUUCCACGAGGUUGGGAGUCACAGCAUCCCGGAGAACAUCAGCCGAAGAUCAAGCUGGACUCACCUCUUUAUCCUCAGAAAGAUCAACAACAUCUCCCCCGACUCCUGCCAUGAUCAUUUAUUCUGCCCGCUCCAGGACUCGGUGAACAUUUGACUCAAGGGGCCUCGCUGGGCUUUCUAGCUUUGCCCGAAUCCAAGGAUCAGUUCUGUGUCCCACAGUUCGUCCAACCAACUCCUCUCUUCCUCUUGAGGCGAACAAAAAUCAAAACCACAUGAGCGUGUUCCGUUUAGAAAGAACUCUCCAGAAAGCGAGACUCACCCUCUUUUCUAUAACACACGUGCUUUCUAAGGAUCAACCGUUUCUUACUUUUUGAGACUUCUUAAUCCAAUUUUGAACAGUCAUCUGUGACGCGCCCCCCGCCCCCAUCCCCUGUAACUGUCUCACUUAGAAAUGACAAGCCAAUUCUUACCUCAGUCACCUGCUCAUGGAGCCCACCCCCCUAGGCUAACUCGGAGUUCAGAUCCAGGUCCAGUUGUCCUUUCCUGCCCGCCCUUUAUUGCCCACCACCACCACCACCACCACCACCAGAAGACAACCCGUAUCAUAGCCAGUUGCCUAUGAGCUGGUGAGCUGAGACGUGAGCAUGCCAAGACUCCUUUGUGCUUGCUCAAAACCAUUCCCUCCUGGCCAGGUUGGCUCGUCAGUAUGUGUCAAAGCAUGUGCAGCAGUGAGGUGCCAAUGUCAAGAUGUGUGUGGUCUGUCCCUGCUGCAGGCCCUCUCCCUGCCUCCCUCCCCACCCACCCUCCCCUGUCCUCACCACCAUUAUAACGUCCAAUGAGGCUGAAGGAAGCCCCAGCCCCCAGGGAGACCCAGGACCAGUCUGAUGUCUCUUCUGGCAAUAGAGCAGCCUGUGGUAAACUUCCACACAAGCCACCACCAUCCCAACCCUGGUCCCCAAGGUUUCCACGAUUCCACAUUAGAAAGCUGUGUUCCGAUGACUCCUACCUCUUGUCCGGUUCCAACAGGCCCAUUCCAAGAAAGAGUUAGGAAGAAAAGAGACAGAGGGGUAGAACACAGGGAGAAGGCCUCAGCUGUCCCAACCCUCACGGUCUUUCUCCCACUGGCUGCUGGCGUCAUUCUGGGGACCCUGGUCUCCAGCUUUUCCCUUCCUGUGGGACAAAGGGAGUAGAGCUGGACCCUACUGCUGACAGGCUCAGAUCUGGUUCCCUGUCUGAAGGGACACUCGGUCUGAGACCACCUUCCUGCCCUUCCUCUGUCCCAACCCCCCCUUCCCUGUGUGUUUCACCAGUUAAGCCCCAGUGACCCUGUACCCAUCAGUGGUUUGGGAUUAUUAGUUCCGUCUUUUUUUUAAUUAAAUAAAAACGUUUUUAAAA
This is a messenger RNA of Rattus norvegicus (Norway rat), 3547 nucleotides long. RefSeq names its product calcium voltage-gated channel auxiliary subunit gamma 4 (gene Cacng4). Bases 242 to 1225 code for a protein of 327 amino acids. Gene Ontology annotation, molecular function: voltage-gated calcium channel activity; calcium channel regulator activity. Gene Ontology annotation, cellular component: AMPA glutamate receptor complex; postsynaptic density; L-type voltage-gated calcium channel complex. The transcript has 4 exons. Lineage: Eukaryota; Metazoa; Chordata; Mammalia; Rodentia; Muridae. The record is from RefSeq and is marked validated. Gene Ontology annotation, biological process: calcium ion transport; positive regulation of insulin secretion involved in cellular response to glucose stimulus; calcium ion transmembrane transport.